AUGCGCUACGUAGGCGACACCUUUGUCAUCCUACACCGAGACGCGAAAAACAACUUUAAAAGGGAAUUGGACUCGGUUUUUCCACAAAUCCAAUUUACCGAGGGGGAGGAAAAUAACGGAAUGAUCCCUUUCCUCGACGUCAAGGUAUCUAGACAGGAAGACGGAACCAUCCAGACUGGUGUCCUUCGAAAGGCGGCAGACACGGGGAAAAUUCUACAGUAAAACAGCAAACCAUCCCCUGUCGCAUAAGCGCAAUUGUGUCCGGACACGUUUUUUCCGCAUCCACACACACUGCAGCCCAGAGGCCGAGAAGCGUUGGACACCGGCCGGACGCUACCAUCAACCGCUUAAUCAUGAAGCCCAAGGGUCGGCUACUACCUGUGGACACGUCAGGCGUCAUUUACCACGGUAAUGUCUGGAUUGACUAGUCAACUACUGUGACAUGACCGACAAACGCCUAAAAACGCGCAUGCAUGAGCACACUUUGGCCGUAAGGCGAAAGGAUGUACGCUCGCACGUCGCCAUGCCCUGUCUGGAAAAUAAUUACAAGUUAGAAUUUGACGGCGCCCAAGUGCUCGGCCGAGAGAAUGCAAACUGGCGAGGGGCGACAGCGGAUGGUCUAUUUAAACCGUGUAUUUCUCACUUGGUCUAUCUCCGAUGAUGUGCUCGAGUACGAGUACGAAACGUCAGAUGAAUAAACCUUCUUCCCCAGAGAUCGCCUUAUCUUCCUCUUCCAUCUUAACACCUGGGGUCAGAAUUUUUGCCUAUAUAUAUAAUAUAUAUAUAGGCCGCGAGUUCGAGCCUCGGGUGUUGCACACUUCGGGGUUAGGUAUGACUGGCUAACGACGGCUAAUAAGCCAGAAAUGGCCAUUCCAGUCUCCCUUGUCUUUGUUGGUAAUGCCAUUCUGCCUAUAUCAUGAGCCGCUGUGCGGCUGCUGGUUGGGCUCGAGAGAGAGCUCAUAAGGCACAACGGAACAAGUGAAAUCCGUAAGAACGAUCGGUUAGCGCCCCCCUACCAUUCAGCAGAGCCAUUGAUCUUCAUCCGGCCUACCAGGCGCUUCGUACGAGGCUCCAGUCAGUUCGGACGGGGCGGACAGCACUGGCGAACAAAUCGCGGCUCUCUCAACAGUUGUUACCUUCCCAGCAGGGGGAGAGAGCCAGCCGGCUGUCAGACGACCGACGCGAGACAUCGACCCACCGACGCGCCCAAACAGCCGACCCCGAUUCCCGCAUGCAACGGCAGCUGAUCAGCCCGUCAAAUUAUGGGGGGAGAGCCCAAGGGCACACGGACCUAGCAGCGACAACAGCGGCCGGGCGGGAGGCAGAGUUCACACCAGCGCCCCAGCGGUCGGCCACGGAGAGACCUAAGCCAAUCGCCCGCCCGCCAGCAAGCAGGUCAGAGUUCGUGUAUCAGGCAUGCUUAUAACACGAGACAGGCGGCGAGACAGAACAACUCUGAGCUAGCAGGAACAAACAUAUAUAUAUAUAUAUAUCGCGUUCAUCAUCCCUCAAAGAAGACGAAGAAGAAAAUAGGGCGAAUUCAUGGACCGAGUUAUAUUUGUACUGACGCUUCGGAAACCCUCUCGUUUCCAUCAUCAGAGUAAUGCGUUGACUGUUCCUGCUGGUUUUGAUUGCGUCUGUCUUGAUACCUGCCUGGUAUUAUAUCCGUGCGCGAGGCACGAACUUUGAUCUGCCCGUUCGCCGCCGAUUAGCGUUGACCUCUCCACGAUUGACCGCCGGUGGGCUCCUGCCACUAAUGACCCCUUUUCGGCCGUCGUAAUUGUUGGCGAGCCAGCAUGUUUGUCAGCCUCCCCCUCGUCAAUCAACGUCAUUAUUCCCUGGAGUUCAUAUACCGGAGACCGCUAGAGAACGCUGGGGGUCCCACUAAAGAGCCGAACCCCUCGCAGCUGUGUCACGCAGCGGCAGAAUAUCGGCGAAACACGUGUCUGGGCUUUUAGCAAGUAUCUAUGUCGGGAGUACGGUAUAAUACAUUUACCAUGUAUAUAUAUAUGUAUAUAUGCUAAAGCAGGAGUAGGCGAACACCGUUCUAUUGGCUCCCCUAAGCAAAAAGGUCCAUAUGGGUGGCAAAGGUCACAAACAAACAAUCAUAUAUCAGACCGAAGUCGGCCAUGUUAUCUUAUCAGAGGGGACGGACGACAGAGAAUGUGGACAGAUUGAUACAGUACCGUUUCGGGCUUAUUCUGCCUUCGAGAAGCCAAUAGAUCGGAGUGCACCUAUUUGUAGCGCGAGAGAAUGACAGGUGGCAAGGUAGUAACGAACGUCGGUUCUAUGACUUUCUUAUGACCCAUCUGCUAGACGCCGUCUGUGGACCUUUGCGCCGUUUACGAGCUUCAGGUCGCGUCUGUCAGUCAGGGCUAUGACUGGCCGAAUGAAGGCAGAAUAAACCCGCAAACAGUUUUAAGACAAUUUAACCACAUCCUCUGUCGUCCCUCUCCUAUGCUACAUAUAUAUUUUUUUAUUGGAAUCACGUAGGUUUGUAAAAACUUCAUAUCAGAAAACCGGCGUGUUGAGCAUGCCCUGAGUCGGUAAUUCCAACAGACCUUUCGUAGAUUUUGGCAAAAAGAAAUCCGCCACUGUAUUUCCCUAUAAUCGCUGUCAAAAAAAUACAACCAGAAUUCUUGCCUUUGCAGAUCCUUGAUCCGAAGAUCGCGACUCGGACGAAAGACGAUCCCAUCUAUGACCAGAAAAUUGCACUCAUCGGCUGUGGCCCCGCGAGCAUUUCAUGCGCCAACUACCUGGCACGUCUUGGCUACCGAAACGUGCAUAUUUUCGAAAAGUCUACCAAGGAGGGUGGAUUGAGCACCACAGAAAUCCCACAGUUUCGACUACCAGGAUCUGCUGUCAACUUUGAGCUCCAAAUGAUGAAGGAUCUCGGAGUGAAGGUGUUCACUGAUCAUCCCUUCACCACAGAGAACCACACCAAUGCAGUCACGAUCAAGAAACUACGCGACCAAGACUACAAGGCCAUCUUCCUAGGACUGGGGUUUCCCAACGCCCACUCAACAUCUGUCUUCGCUGGUCUCACCCCAGAAAACGGAUACCUCACUUCCAAGGACUUCCUUCCAAGAGUCUGUGCAGCCUCAAAGAACUGUGCCGCCUCCACCUGUGCCAAGUCCAAACUGCCCGAUUUAUCGGGUGCCAGAGUACUCGUUCUGGGAGCAGGUGAUACAGCCUUCGACUGCGCCACCUCUGCUCUUCGAUGCGGUGCUAAACGCGUAACCGUCUCCUUCCGUAAGGGCUUCACCACCAUCAACCCCGUGCCGGAAGAGUUUGAAUUGGCCUGGCAGGAGAAGUGUGAAUUCCUGCCUUUCCUCGAACCCAAGCGCGUCUUGCUGGAUGAAGCUUCUUCCUCCCAAGGGCAAAAGCCGCGAAUCGUCGGCGUGGAAUUUAUUCGUCGAGAGCAGAAUGAUGACGGCAGUUGGACGUCCGAUCCGGACCAAAUAGUCAAGGUCAAGGUGGACUACAUCAUCACGGCAUAUGGGGCCGGGCUGACGGAUGCCCACGUCAUGGAAGCCAUGAAACCGUUGAAGCUGACAUCUAAGGGCUUCUCGUCGGGUGUUCCAGUGGUGGAUUUGGAGACGUUGAGGACUAGUGAGUCGGAUGUGUGGUGUGGCGGUGACCUGACGGGUUUCUCACACACCUCUGUUGAGGCCACGAAUGAUGGCAAGACUGCAGCCUGGAGCAUCCAUUAUGCGUUAACUGGAGGUAAGACUGCCUUCAAGGAGAAAGUACUGCCCCGAUUCACGACGCCCGUGGAUCUGGUGGAUACCUCCGUCUCAAUUUGCGGUCUCAAGUUUCCCAAUCCCUUCGGGCUGGCAUCGGCGCCACCCACGACCAGCAGUGCCAUGAUCCGACGAGCGUUUGAGGCGGGCUGGGGUUUUGCGGUUACCAAGACAUAUGGUCUUGACCAGGACCUGGUGACCAAUGUGUCUCCGCGAAUAGUCCGUGGACCAACUGGUGGCCACAUGUUCGGACCUGAACAGUCCGGUUUCUGUAAUAUCGAACUCAUCAGUGAAAAGACAGCCGCUUACUGGUGCCGGAGUAUUGAGGAACUGAAACGGGACUUCCCUGGGAAUAUUUUGAUCGCCAGCAUAAUGGCCAAGUUCGAUGAGAACGACUGGACUCUUUUGACCGACAUGACCAUGAAAGCGCUGCCCGAUGCCCUUGAGUUGAAUCUGUCCUGUCCUCACGGCAUGGGCGAGCGUGGGAUGGGUUUGGCCUGUGGACAGAAUCCUGAUCUCGUUAGAGAUAUUUGCAAAUGGGUGAAGGCCGUUGCAGGCCCGGGGACUCCAGUCUUCGCCAAGUUGACGCCCAAUGUAACAAACAUAGUUGACAUAGCUCGAGCGGCACAGGAGGGCGGAGCCGACGGUGUAACAGUGAUCAACACCGUCUCCGGCAUAAUGAAGUUCCACAGCGACUCCACACCCUGGCCAUCUGUCGGAAAAGAUAGGCGUUCAACCUAUGGCGGUGUGUCGGGAAAUACUAUUCGACCAAUGGCUUUGAAGGCCGUGAGCGCGGUGGCAAAUGCGCUUCCGGGCUUCCCAAUCCUGGCGACUGGAGGUAUUGACUCUGCCGAUGCCGGUUUUCAGUUCCUGCAGGCCGGCGCGAGUGGACUACAGGUUCGUUCAUUGUGCAUGCUGAGUUUCGGACUCUGACACCUUUCGUUAAGGCAUGUUUGAUGACUUAAUGAAGGCGGCAUUUAGUACGAAUUUAGAGUUAUUUGCCCAAAUUGCUGUAGCAAUGUUCUUCUAAGCUUUAGCUUUUUGCCGGCUGAUCUCAUGCCAGUGGGUGAAGUUCGGUGCGGCGGGGGAGUAAAAAUAUCGAUAUAAACAUGUUACUUAGCUAAUUUGAGUAGGAUUAAAAUAGUAAUAAAGUGACUAUAGGACGAACGCAGAGUUGUUCUCUAACAGGUGGUAACGUGUUUGGAUGUAUGUAGACCUUCACAUCACUGGAGUCACUUAACCGCCUUAACCACGCUCUCAGAAAAGAAACAGACUCCUUUGUUCCGAGUUGGGGCACCUGCCAGCACUAGUACGAUCGGAUCUGCAUCGGCCUUAUUUAGACUUGGUACAGCUGUGAUCACCCGGCCCAGCCGGCCUCGAUGAUGUCGAGCAUGACGAUCUGCUUCAUCGGAUCGAAGCAUUUUCUCCUCCAGUGAUGGAGACCGAAUACCAAAGAUCCCAGAACCACUUCCAUGUCUUGGCGAACUGGGGAGAGGGCGGGGUGUUGAGCCAGGCUCUUAGUCGACCUCCACGUCGACACCUCAAGGUCGGCAAUGGCGCCGGACCGCAGUCGUUUUUCUUGAGUGGAAUGAGAUGUCCUCGCGAUUUAGUCGCAGCGAGUGCGGGCUGCAUAAGUUGAGAUGAGACCUGUGUACUUCACUCUAAGAAUGGUCUCCAGGCUGCGGUGAUCAAAUGCCUCCAGUUUUUGCUCAUCUUCCAAGCAAGCAACGUCGACUCAGGAGACAAUGUCGUCCUUGCUCUGCCCAUUCACAACGGUCUCGCUCCGAGGUGUCUUAAACUGUCUACUUCUUCAUUUUGACGGUCAUUAACCCCAAGGAGUGCUCUCUCCCAGUCAGUUAUGCAGCUCCGAAACGAUUUGGUCUUCUCAGCCCUUGGGAGUAAACAGACAGAAGUAGCGACUUCAUUCACCCGUGGAGCCAUAGACUGUAGAUUACUAAAGCCUGGGGCUAGCAAGGCGAUAUCGUCAGCGAAGUCGAGAUCAGUCAGCCGGUGUCCGGGCGCAAUCUUAACGCCGUCAGAACCGUGUAGGGUCCUUCCGAGAAUCCAGUUAAUAACGUACAGUACGUGACAUAUCUCAUGAAAUCUGAUAAUGGAAUAUGAUGGGAGAAUUUCUGGACGCCUUUAACGUUGAGCUUUCUGUUCGCUCCCUCACAUCCUUCAAUGAAAUAAGUGUAAUUUAACGGAAGAAAAGUUCUCGCUAUAAACAUAAAAUGGUAUGUUUACGAUCACGCCUGUCAGUUCUAUUUAAAUUUAUUAGGCACCGACCGGCCUCAUGGCAUGUCACCUUAUGAAAACUUUUGUCCCUACGACGUCCCCAUCGGCGAAAUCAACCAAAAUUCAGCUUCGCUUGUUGAACCCCAUCUCAUUUACUUCAGAGAAAUUAAAUAAAACAGGAAUCACUGGAAAACUGUUUUAGAAUCUACACUGAGAAUGUAGGCAGUUGACAAACCGUCAUAUAUGAAAUCACGCUACUUAUUAAACGAUAUUUAGAUGUAAACUUCAUUAAAACACUGUUAUUAGACGUUGUUUUAUGUCUGCUUUCGUAUUUACUACGUUUUUGGUAUGAGAAUACAUUCUAUGCAUCCCAAAACGAACUUUACUGAAUUAGAGCCAUUUCUGACGUUUUCGGGAUAUUGCGCUUUUCAAAAUAAAUCGACAUUUCUAAACAACGCAACACUGCCUAUAAUAAUUCUUUCAUGUAUUUAAUUCUUUUAAACUUGUUCUUAAUUAAUAUAGACAUUAGACUCGUGAAAUGGUGUCGGUUUGUGAGUGAUUGGCAACCAUUUGUAAAUUUCGACACAUUUCAUGAGUUAGGUCACUAACUGUAGUUGGACAGAAUGGGCGACAGUAUGAAAUCUCGUCAAGCACCAGACGGAAUAUUGGGCGGCUGGGAGAAAUUUUUGUGGAGCAGAACUCGCACAGUAGUGGAGUGAUAGUGGGCUGUGCUCUUGACGAUGGUUAUUGCGAGCAUUUCACCUAGAUCCAUGGCCCGACGAAUUCAACAAAGCAGACCACAGUUGACUGCUAAUAGCCGCGACGGAAUUCGAGAAUGCGCCCCACGUCUAUCUCGUAUCCCAGCUUGAUUGAGUCUCGUCCCAGAGUCACACACAUCCGGGAUCGCCUGAGAGAGAGACAACAGCGAAGACCUUUGUAGCAACGCUGGCGUGGUUUAUGUCAUCGUACUUCUCGUAAGUCGUCUUAUUUCCGCUCUUGAUGACAGGCACAGGGAUGUCCGAAGCCCAGUCACCAAGGACGACCGUAUCUUGCUCAGUUACCUCACGGGGUCAGGGUGCCAGAGUGUUGACCAGAUUUUAGCCGAAAUACCCUCCUUUCAGGACGUCUUUUUGUUCUACAGCCUCUGUAUUGCAUCGGCGACUUCAUCCUCAGAAAGGGCGUCGCACGAUACCGUAUAGACUAGAGAGGGAGCGAGGAUGUGAUGGAUUGCUCAUCAGAUUUGAGAAGUUGCUCGAAAGGCUCACGCCAACGUUCAAACUUGGCGGAGUUGUCAGCAAUAAAGCAGCCAUUCACUUCGCGAACAGAGUCACUCAGUGCAACGAGUUCAUCACUAACCUGGCGGACAACGUUGCCGAGUUUUUGAGUGUUAUCAACGCUUGAAGCCUGCUCGCUGUUUCAACCCAAGUAUUUCCUACGGUCAUUCCUAAGCUGGCGAAGGAAUAAUUGUUGCGUGACCUGGCUCGAGCCGUCUCGGCAGACAACUGCACUCUUCCGCCAUUGAUCUCGUCACUAAGGCGUCGCUGGGUGAAUCCAGGAAUUUUCUCUGCUGCCUCACAGAAUGGCGACUGCAAUGAUAAGCCUCUGGCUCGGGUUGUAAAACAGGACCGGAGUUAUCUGCUCAGGGCCUCGGUGGUUCUGGGCUGUUGAAGACUGGCGACAUCCGGGCGCUUUAAGUGCAGACGAGAGGUGAACUUUCAGGCCCGACCAGUCUCGGCACCGCGCAUCGACCUGCCAUCGUGAACCCAGGCGCGGAACCUUGCACCAGCUAAAAUGCUGUUGAUCCGCCUGGCUGUAUGGCCGCCACGUGUACAGUAGGUGGGCUAACUCAUGAAAUGUCAACACGAAUUCCGAAAUGCGUUUUCAUUUCGGAAAGAUUAAUUAAUUAAGGUUGUAAACUAGCAGCAAGCAACAUCAUUCUAUAAUAUUUCAGUUACCUCAGUAUGCCGGCUUUCGAACGAAAUUUCUUCAGGCUGCAUGCAAAAACGCUCUGUAAAAAUGACUACUUAUGUAGCAGGAACUUUUCUAAUUGAUUUUCGAUGCCCUCAAAAAUUCAAUUAUAUUUCAUGGAAAGCAUGCAUAAGCAUAAUCAUUCUUUUGCUCAUUCGGUAGACAAUUACGUCUUCUUCCAAUCUUAUGCUCGAAGGAAGGGCAUAAUUCGGUUUUCAAAAAGUUUUCCAAUUCCAGAAUGAUUUUGAACCCGCUCUACCCUUACACUUGGAUUCAGGGUUUCCAAACUACAAGCCUUAUCUUUUCCGCGUACGGAACAUCACACAUUUCUCUACGGUAAUAAAGGGGGACCAUAUAGGUUUCAUAAAAUUUAGCAGUGGAUUUGAUCCAUUUUAUGGAAUUUAGAAGCCAAAUUGGUAAAUGCAGAGACAUGACGAUUUAUGAACGGCCAUUUCACGAUAUUUAAAAGUCCCACAGUUAGAAACUUUUUUUCAAACCGAAUCAUGCUCCUCCUUCGAGCAUAAAAUUAGAAGAAGACGUAAUUGGCUACCGUAUUAGCAAAAGAAUGAAUGUUUUUAUGCAUGUUUUCGAUGAAAUAAAAUUGGACUUUUAGGGGCAUCGAAAAUCAAUGAGAAAAAUGCAUGCUACUUAAGCAGUCAUUUUUUACAGACUGUUGUUUUUGCAUGCAGUCGGAAGGAAGUUCAUUCGAAAGCCGGCAUCCUGUGGUAACUGAAUUAUUAUAGAAUUAUGUUGCAGGCUAACCAGUUUUACAACCCUACAUAAUUAAACUUUUGGAAACGAAGACACAUUUCGGAAUUUCGGUAGACAUUUCAUGAGUUAGCCCACCUACUGUACAUACACCGGACGAGAGAGAUGUUUGCAAAAUUAUCCUUCAGUCGCACGUGAGCGAACCGGCCACUGACUGGUGCCCGCUCAAUUAGUAAAAGGGCGAUCGCCACGCGGUGUCUACCAGAAGUGUCGUGCGGGCCGCUGUGGUGGAGCGUAAGGUGUGAGUUGGCUACCGGCAGCUUCGUUUUCCAAGCGCGUAAGUAGCGGAUCCGGACGUCAGACUGGUCACGUUGUGCCGAUGCAGACUGCUGCGCGCCCUCAGACUUCGGGUGCCAGGGUCUGGCAAGCAUCACACAUCCAAACAUCCAAUAAAAAGGAUCCAUUCUGACUGAGUAGCGCAGCUCGCAAACUAUUCGCCCACUUCACUCAACCAGCGUUGUGGAGCGCGUCAGUUCCUGUGGAUGCUGUGGCAUGAAUAAUAACACUUGAUCCGGACAGUUCAUGAAGCUAAUCUCGGGUUUUGAGUUUACUAGGUGUGCCAUCUCAUGAAAUGCUCACUGAAACUCUGAAAUGUGUGUUUAUUUCGAAAAUACUACUUAAGUAGGGCUUUAAUACUGGUCGUCGUGCGGCAGAGUCACGAGAUAUUACAGUCACGUCAGGAUGCCUGCUUUUGAGCGUUCUUUUUUGCAGCUGCCUAGAUGGGCUACACUCUGUAAAAUGGCUACUUAAGUAGUAUGCAUAUUCACCACGGAUUUUCGGUCCCCUUAUAAGUUCAAAUAUUAAAAGAAGAAGAAGAGGCGUUCACUACUACUGAAGUUCAAAUAUGCUUUAGAUAAAACAUGGACAAAAAACAUUCUUGUGCUUGAUUGGUAGCAAAUAACGUCUUUAAGUUUUCUACCUGAGGAGAGAGUAGUUCAGGUUUUAAAGAAGUCUCUAGGUAUGAGUUUUUUGAGACCGCGAAAUGUUCAUGCAACAUCGCAUCAACAUGUUUACUAAUUCUGCUUAAAAACUGGACAGCAUGGUCCGCGUUAAUUUUAAAAUUCUAUGAGCCCUUUAUGACAUCUUCCCACCGGCGUAUAGAAGAGUGUGAUUUUUUAAACAUGGAAAGUAUACAACUUGUAGUUUGGAAACCCUGAAUGCAAGUGAAACAGCAGGUCGGGUUCAAAGUAUUCAGGACUUGAAAACGUUUUUUUAAACUGAAGGAUCCUUCUUCUUAAGUAUAAAAGCUAAAAAAGACGUAAUUUCCUAUCAAUUUGACAGAAGAAAGAAUACAUUUGUCAAUAGGAGCGAAGAGUCGAGUUUUAGGAAGCAGUUACGAAAAAGGAGACACGAUCGCUGGGACAAGAGCUCCGUUCGUUCGUCAGUGCGCCUGCCCCCCCUCCCCCCAGCCUAUAGUACUUUGCGAAGGUACCUUACCGUCACAUAACCUCAGAAGGGGGCUGCUUGCAACAUCCAUCUGCCUCGAUCGGCCAACUCGGCAGUCGUCCUGGAGUCUGCUAGACGCACUCAACGAUCCACGCAGCCUCACGGCAGCAUGCGCACGCAAACCCAAAGGCGCAGCAGCGGUGGACACUGCCUGUCUCCGAUGAUGAAUGAUUGCCGAUUAGAUCCAAAAAUGUAGACUCAAUCCAUAUCAAUCCCAGUGCUAGCGUCUUCCUCUUUGGUUAUGAUACUAGAGAAUCGCACUUUCAUUAUGCUUACUGCGUCCUAGCCGACCCUCUGAACGUCCUCCUACGUAAGACACCUGUAUGGCGAGUAUUUAUUCGCCUUAUUUCCUUUCUAGGUAUGCAGCGCUGUGCAGAACCAGGACUUCACCAUCAUUGAGGACCUUGUAAGCGGACUGAAAGCCGGCCUCUAUUUGGAUGCUAGAAACGGUGAUCAUAUCGAAAUUUAAAUAUUUUUAAACGAUAACUACUUGUUUAUUGCAAGUAACCAGUUUAUUUUGUCUAACAAUGCAGACGGCUGGGACUUCCAGAGUGAACCGACACCGAAACACCAACUAGGCAAGCCAGUCAAGGCUUCGGCGUCUCUCGCGCAGAACACUCCACAUUUCGGUCCUGGCCUGAAACAGCGAGCGAUCGCGUGGCAGCAGGACUGUUCCAGGACCGAGGGCAUAGCCUCCAUCGAGCAGACACUGCCCGCGAAAGUGCAGACUGCUGCAGAGAAACCCGCCGCAUCCGUGCAGAGUAUCAUCGGCCGAUCGCUGGACAAGGUUGGAGCAUAUGGCCAAUUGAACAAUGGAGAGCAGGUCAGUCUUCUGAGACCUGCCCCACAACCCUGAAAGUUUGUUUUUUGGCGUCUUGUGAGAAGUACAGUAGGUGGGCUGACUCAUGAAAUGUCAACCGAAAUUUCAAAAUGCGUUCUCGUUUCGAAAAGAUUAAUUAAGUAGGGUCGUAAAACUAGUCAGCCUGCAACAUAGUUCUAUAUCGAUCCGAUUACCUCGGAGUGUCGGCAUUCGAAUGAACUUAUUCCCGACUGCAUGCAAAAACCACACUCUGUAUAAAAUGACUACUUAGGUAGCAUGCAAUUUUCUCAUUGAUUUUCGAUGCCCUUGAAAAUUUAAUUAUAUUUCAGGAAAAACGUGCAUAAACAUAUUCAUUCUUUUACUUAUUCGGUAGAAAAUCACGUAGUUUUUAUUCGGAAGAAGAGUAUAAUUCGGUUUUAAAAAACCUUUUCUAAUUCCCAAAUAAUUUUGAACUCGAACUGCUGUUACACUUGCAUUCAGGGUUUCAAAACUACAAGCCAUAUAUUUUCCGAAUAUGUGAAACAAUUCAUUUCCCUCCGGUAUUAAGAGGAAACCAUACGGGGUUCAUAAAAUUUAGCAGUGGAUUUUAGCAAUAUUGUGAACGUCGGAAGUCACAUCCGUAAAUGCAGAGACAUGACGUUUUAUGAACGGCCAUUUAAAGGUAUUAAAAAAUCUCACAAUUAAAAAAUUUUUAAAAACGGAAUUAUACUCCUCUUUCGUGUAUAAAAUCAAAAGAAGACGUGAUUUCUACUGAAUGAGUAAAAGAAUGAAUAUUUUUAUGCGUGUUUGUCAUAAAAUAUAAUUGAAUUUUCAAGGGCAUCGAAAAUCCAUGAGAAAAUUGCAUGCUACCUAAGUAGCCAUUUUAUACAGAGUGUGGUUUUUGCAUGCAGUCGGGAAUAAGUUCAUUCGAAUGCCGACACUCCGAGGUAACCGGAUCAAUAUAGAACUAUGUUGCAGGCUGACUAGUUUUACGACCCUACUUAAUUAAUCUUUUCGAAACGAGAACGCAUUUUGGAAUUUUGGUUGACAUUUCAUGAGUUAUCCCACCUACUGUAGUUGGGAUAAAAAUACUUAACGAGUGUACUAUAAAUCCUAAGGGCGCGCCUUUUCGAGUUAAUUAAAAGUGUACCCAUUUGGAGCCCACCACUUCACUCUAACUUCUUUAAAUUACUCACCAGGUCGUAGCGGUCGUGGAUGAGGAUAUGUGCAUAAACUGCGGCAAAUGUUAUCUGGCCUGCAACGACUCUGGUUACCAGGCCAUCACCUUUGACAGCAAGACACACUUUCCUCUCGUGACUGAUGACUGUACAGGCUGUACCCUCUGCCUCUCCGUAUGCCCGAUCCCGGACUGCAUUACGAUGGUGGAGCGACAAAUUCCCUACGUUCCGAAUCGCGGCGUAUCCCCGCUGCCCCCUGUUCCUCCAUCUCAAAGCCACCUGGAGUCACUAAGCCAAUGA
Messenger RNA from Spirometra erinaceieuropaei, 12437 nucleotides. NCBI's taxonomy places the organism in Eukaryota, Metazoa, Platyhelminthes, Cestoda, Diphyllobothriidea, Diphyllobothriidae. The record is from the annotation of a GenBank genome assembly.